Messenger RNA from Prunus mume (Japanese apricot), 1967 nucleotides. RefSeq lists its product as uncharacterized. The record is from RefSeq and is a predicted model, not a curated record. Lineage: Eukaryota; Viridiplantae; Streptophyta; Magnoliopsida; Rosales; Rosaceae.
CAUUCUUUGGGUUCUCUCUGUUCUUGGUUAAUGUCUAAGGUUGAAAGAUAGAGUCCUAUCACCUGUUUCCGCUAAAUUUCUCAAAGACUUGAACUUUUUUCGUUUUUGAAAUCAUGGGGGUUGAGUUCCUAAUUUUUCUUUACAUUGCUUGAUUUUUGUGGCUUGUUGGGUAGUUGAAGUGACCAAAGAUUUUGUCUUUGCUGAUAGUUGUGCGUGAAAAGCAUUAAAUUAUCCGAAUAUAGCGAAGGGAGGGUUAAGGAUAUUUGCUUUCCAUUUCUGGCAAAAAGAUACCAACACCUCGUCUCUCUUUUCACUUUAUUCUUCAGCUUUGGUUGAGCUCGACGAUUCUUCCAGUUUUGACUUCCUCUAAGGUGUACUGCGUCAGAGAAUUGAACCCUCCGGGCUUCGCCAUCUGGUACUUGCACAUGUUUCCUCACUGAACAAAUUCCUUUAUAAGGCGUCAAUCUAGAGUUGUUUUUUUUCCAGAGUUGUACGUGAAAAUGGGGUUUCAGACACGACCCACAAGUAGAAAUUUCAGCCAAGAUGAAGCGGAAGAUGAUAUUGCUAGCAUUUCGCAUUUGAUUUCGACGUUGAGAUCGGCAUUUCUGACUUCUGAUUUCGACCACGUAGAAGAAAAAUUAAUAGCCAGAGAAACUAAACUAAAGAGGGAGAUUAUUAAGCUGAAGAGUGAGAAUCAAGUGCUGGAGGAAAAACACCAAUUUGAUAGGUUGGAAAAGCUUAACCUUGGGGAAGAGCGAAAUGCAGCAAAUGAGAGAUACAAGAAGCUACUGGGGGAGGUGAUGAGGGGAGUGGGAUCCGAUGAUAAAGUUACAAUGUUGGAGCUCAGGAGGAAGAACGAUGAGUUGGAGAGUGAAAAUAAGAAGCUUGAGGCUUUGCUUCAUAAUAAUUUUACAAGAUGGGAGAACAACAUUUCAAGGUUAGAGAAGGAUACAGAGGAAUUGAUGAAUGAAAGGCGAAUGGGUUCAAGAAAAAUGAGAGGAAGAAGAGGAAAUGGUGGAAUGAUUGUUGAUGGUAAAAAGGACAAUUGUAGUGUAACCCAUUUCCCUGUCAUAGACUUAGAGAAUGUGGUUGAGUUGAAUGAAAAUGGAAGCGCGGCAGCUAGUGCACCAGUCUCUCCUUUGAGUGAUAAUCCACAUUCUAAAGGCAAUGGGCAUCAGCAAAAUUCAGGUGCUCACAAAUUUUCAUCCGGAGGCGCUGGUUUUAUUGUCUGUAGUGAUGAUGAUUGUGCACCCAGAGAAAAUUCAGGUUUGUCUGGGGUACAAAAGAAACCAAAGUUUCUCAAAAGAAAAUGUGCUUCAUCUCCGAGCAGUGGUGAUAAGGAGAAUGGUGAUGACAAUUUUGAAGAGAUGGAGCAACACUCUAAGUUCAACCUUGAACCCUUUGGUUCUAAGGUGAAUCACUGCUCAGAAGCGGGUGUUACUUCCACUACUAAUGACCCAUCAAGUCGUGAUCCAGUGAACUUAAGACAAGCUGAAGAAGAAAUAGAGCCAGAACAGAAGUUAUUGGAAUUUAUUAGGCCUCUUGCGGAGGCGAGGGUUGAUUGUGAUAGUGGCAGUUCUAGUUCCAGUUCUUCUGACUCUGAGGAUGGCAAUAGAUGUCAGUUUUUAUACUCUUAUGCAAUGCAAAAGGUCAAAGAAAGAAAGGAAUACGUCUCAAGAGAUUCUUGUAUCUGAGGAUCCAUAUGGGAGCCUAAAAAGGAACUGUCAAGGAGAUGUAGGUGUAUGCUGGAGAACUUCAUUGUGACUGCAAGACACCUAUCAGUGGUACUUUGAGCACUUUUUGGAGAUAUGCUAUGUGCUUGACAGAAUUUGAUCUGAGCCCUUUACUUUUGCUAUAUUGUAAUUAUGAACUUAUAAUUUCGACGGGAGCAAUACAAACCCGAGCAGUAGACAGUUUUCGUAUUGGGCUGGUCAGUGAAAUUGUGUGGUGACUAAUCUGUUUACUAA